GUUGCGGGCAGCGUAUCGAUGCUUUGGCUCGAUACUUUGGUGCUGCUGACAUACAGUGGCAGCGCAGCUCAAGUCAUUUAGUUAUUUUUCUGUCUGAAUUUAAGAAUUUUUGUUUUUGUUUGUCAGAAUAAUACUAAUACGGUUAAACAAAAUCAUAAUUCUGGAGAGCUGACGGCACAUUGAAGAAAACGGCAGAGAAACGUACGUUGUAAAUUCAAUUAAACGUGUGCUCGGUGGCAAAUGCUUCUUGUGCAUGGGCAAGUGUGUGUAUAUGUGUGUGUGCGUGAACUAAACGCAAAAAGUGUAAAACGGAUGAAAUAGUUAAACAAUUAAGAUCAAAUGCAAUUGCAUGCCGCAAGUGUAUACCAAAUAUAUGAAUUCUGUUGUUCAAAGUGCAAAAUAAAGCUAUCUAGGGGCGAGGAAAGCAGCAGCAGUGCACGCAGAGAUUGACUUCCCGCCGCGCAUAGUGAUAGUAUUAUGGAAAAAGGAUGUUCAGUUGCUAGCAGUAAUUGUGAAAGCGCCGAGGACGACGCUCAGCAGGAGAGCAGCAGCCGAACUGGGAGCCAACUAAAGCCGCUAACACCUCAAGCAUCACAGCGACAGCCACAGCCAAAGCCAAGCACUAGCCAAGCGAGAUUAGAGGAGCGAAGCGCAGCAGUAACUGAAUCUAUGUCCAAGUUGAGGGAAGACGUGGAGGACUGUGUCUCUUCAAAUUCGCAACAUGGCUUUGCCGUCGUGAUCGAUGAUGAGUCCAGUACCGAGACGGGCGUCCUGGAGACAUACGAGAUAAGCUCUUCCAAUUCACUGCCCACCAGCACGGGGGGCGGGGCUGCCUCGACCGUGGACGUUGUGCCCGUCGACGACAGCUCCUCCACAGAUACGCUCAAUGGCAAUGAGAACGGACGCAGGCGCAGCGAGGAUGAUGCCGCCUCCGAGGAGCGCAGUUCGCUGAAUAAUGUUUUCUUCAAUGACGAGCCGCCCGUUGUAUGCCUUAUAAACGAUGAGGAUGAUUUCGAUGAGGAGGAGGAAAUUGUCGAGGAGGAGGACGACGACGAUGAGGUGCGCUCCAUGCCCCUAGACUGCCCCAAUACAUCACAGAUCGAUGGCAGCGCAGGCGUCGCUUGCACUGCUGACGGCAUCAUCACAACAGCCGAUGGCUCCAAAAUAUUCCUGGAGACACCUGUUGUGGACGAGCCGCAAUCACAUACUCAUGCCAGCGCCUCCGCCGGCAAUCCGGCUGUCCAGUCCGAGCUGCUCGCGGGCAAACCGAAGCGGCUCAGCGAUGAAUUCGAGGCGGAGGAGCCCCGAGGAGUUAAGUCUGAAACGGAAAGCGGCAGCGGCGGCAACGGAUUAGCGGAUGUGGCAAGCAGCUCGCUGCACGACAGACAAAUGACCGUUCGGCUAAAGCAGAUGAGCCUGACGGCCAGCGCGGAGGCGACGGCAGCCGCCAGCUCGACCACCAGCAGCACCCUCAGCCAGGCGGACAUCGACUCCAUGGAUCGCAUCGAGCGUCGCGACUUUGAGACCGAACAGCGACUCACCGGCGGCAUUAUACUCGGCACAAGUUCGCUGAUAAGCAAAAAUCGCCUCAAUCUAAGUCUGAUCAAUCGUGCGGCAGCCGCAGCAGCAGCAGCAGCAGCUGGAGCAGGAGCAGGUACAGCAGCUGGAGCAGGAGCUGGAGCUGGCGGCGGCGGCAGCGAUGAUUGGCCCAGCAGCAGCCAGGCGCGCGCCUUCUCCUCGGACAGCAAGUGCACGUACAAGGAUCUAUCGACGACGCCCACGAGCAGCCGCAAGUACACGAACAGCCGACUGAGCAAGUCCACUGCCAAACUUAAUUUGGGCUCAACGCUGGAUUAUGCUAUUGCCUGCCCGCAGCACAGUUCCAGCACCAAUUCCAAGCUGCCCUUUGUGGUGCUGGUCAAGUCCAGCGUUAACAGCAGCGGGAGCAGCAGCAGCAGCAGCAACGCGUCCACUUCCACCAGCAAUCGCACAGAUGUCUACACGAGCACCAACUCGAAUGACAACCUGAACGCCUCCUCGACGAGCUGCCAGCAGACGGAAAAGGAUGCUGCCGCGCCACUGGCCACAUCCUUCAGCUCGGUGGGCUCGCAGACGAGCCAGGAGAGCGGCUGCAGUCGCACCAGCGUGCUGGCCAAGUCGCUGGACGUGGAUGCGCAGCCAUCGACCUCGGCCACAUCGACCACAUCCUCGGCACGUUGUCAUUACGCAGCGGCGACCGUGAAGGCGGCCACGAGGCAGGUGAAUGCCAGCGCCCAGACACAGGAGCGUUUUCUGGCACGCAGCGGACUGGCAGCUGGCGGCAACAACAACAACAACAACAUCAAUCGCCCGCGUCGCCGCAUUGAAGCCACACGCAACAGCACCAACGAUGCCAUUGUCCUGGGCAUUGUUGUUGAGGAGAAUCCCGGCAAUGCUGACAACGGCGGCGGCGGCGGCGUUGUCGAGCCGGGUGACUUUAGUGCCGAGGAGCCGUGGGGCAAUUGCGAUGAGGAGAACAACUGUUCCGAUUUGGAAGAGAUUUGCACAUGCCAGAACAGCAUCCUGGCCAACAGUCGCAGCGGCAGCAAUGCCAGUCUAAGCGAAGCGCUCGACAUGGACGCCAUGGACAGCUAUCACGACGAAGCCGUUGCCAGCGACUGCGUCCAGCAGCAGCAACAAAAUCAGCAGCAACAUCAGCAGCAGCGCAAGCGUAAAUACAACGAGGGACGUCUGCUGGAUGGCGACUACUCGAUGAGCAUAACGAACAGUGGGGGCGGCGGCGGGGCUGGCGGUGGCAUUGCUGCCGGAGCGGGCGAUAAUAGCCGUAAGCGCAUUGCCUAUGAUUUUGCCUCAACACCGCGCUCCUCAACGCAGCAGCCCUUAGGCAAUGCCGUGAUGCUAACGAUUACGCCCACAACGUGUGGUCUGGUGGGCAGCUCGCCGGCUCUGGGCCGGCGUACGCCGCGUGCUCUGAUGCCGACACGCGACAAUCCGCCGCCCGAGCUGCAGCAUUGGCUAGCGCAAUUCCAGCGCUGGUCCCAUGCCGAACGGCUGCUGGCCGUGGAUCGUCUGAUCGAUCAUUGCGAUCCCUCGCAGGUGCGUCACAUGAUGAAGGUCAUCGAGCCGCAAUUCCAGCGCGAUUUUAUAUCGCUGCUGCCGCGUGAGCUGGCGCUGUUUGUGCUCUCAUAUCUGGAGCCGAAGGAUUUGUUGCGCGCCGCACAAACGUGCCGCAGCUGGCGUUUCCUCUGCGACGACAAUCUGCUGUGGAAGGAGAAGUGCCGCAAGGCUCAGAUCCUAACGGAGACGCGCAGCGAUCGGCCCAAGCGUGGACGCGACGGCAAUAUGCCGCCGAUUGCGUCACCCUGGAAGGCGGCGUACAUGCGACAGCACAUCAUCGAGAUGAACUGGCGUUCGCGGCCCGUCCGCAAGCCCAAGGUGCUCAAGGGUCAUGACGAUCAUGUCAUCACCUGCCUGCAGUUCUCCGGCAAUCGCAUUGUCUCCGGCUCCGAUGACAAUACGCUUAAAGUUUGGUCUGCCGUCAAUGGCAAGUGCCUGCGCACCUUGGUGGGUCACACGGGCGGCGUUUGGUCCUCGCAAAUGUCCGGCAAUAUCAUAAUUUCCGGCAGCACGGAUCGCACGCUCAAGGUGUGGGACAUGGAGAGCGGCAGCUGCGUCCACACACUCCAGGGCCACACCUCAACGGUGCGCUGCAUGCAUCUGCAUGGCAACAAGGUGGUCAGCGGCUCGCGGGAUGCUACGCUGCGUGUGUGGGACAUUGAGCUGGGCACGUGUCUGCAUGUGCUGGUGGGUCAUCUGGCGGCGGUUCGAUGUGUGCAAUACGAUGGCAAGCUGAUCGUGUCUGGUGCCUACGAUUACAUGGUCAAGAUCUGGCAUCCCGAGCGACAGGAGUGCCUGCACACGCUGCAAGGACACACCAAUCGCGUCUACUCCUUGCAGUUUGAUGGCCUUCAUGUGGUCUCCGGCUCGCUGGACACGUCGAUACGGGUGUGGGAUGUGGAGACGGGCAAUUGCAAGCACACGUUGAUGGGCCACCAAAGCCUCACCUCGGGCAUGGAGCUGCGCCAGAACAUACUCGUCUCUGGCAAUGCCGACUCCACCGUCAAGGUCUGGGACAUAACAACGGGCCAGUGCCUGCAGACGCUAUCGGGUCCCAAUAAGCAUCAGUCCGCGGUCACCUGCCUGCAGUUCAAUUCGCGCUUUGUGGUGACCAGCUCCGAUGAUGGCACCGUCAAAUUGUGGGACGUCAAAACGGGCGACUUUAUACGCAAUCUGGUGGCACUCGACUCCGGUGGCUCCGGCGGCGUUGUCUGGCGCAUCAGGGCGAACGACACGAAGCUGAUAUGCGCCGUGGGCUCACGCAAUGGCACGGAGGAGACAAAGCUAAUGGUAUUGGACUUCGACGUGGAGGGCGCUUGUGUCAAGUGCUCGUAGGAACAGUGCCAGGAACAGUUCCAGAUGCAGUUCCAGUUGCAGUUCCAUUUGCAACCUGUCUGCAAAAGAUGGCGCCAGCUGCUCUAUGUUAUGAUAAACGCGAAUGCCGCGAUAGCCGCUAAAACGCUUUAGCUCGUAAUGGGAACGAGCAGCCGGAGGCGAUAUCACACAUACAUCCACACACACACACACCCAUAUAUAUAUAUAUACCCACACACUCACACACACACUUACAAAGAGGACGCGUCUAUCUGUCAUGCAUAAUCAGAAUGUUAUCGUCGCUUGCCUUGCCAACAAAUGCAGCUGCUCACACACACACACACACACACACACACCACACAAACACACACAUACACUACAAACACACACACACACACAUGGGAGUUGAGAGUUGUGAGUGUUAAAAGUUUUCAACGUUAUCAUUUGUUUCAAUUGCGUUGCUUUUUAUAUAGCCAAAAUUUGUUUUCCACAAAAUAGCAUAAUUUUUGCUUCUUAGUUCUUAUUGAUUAUGAAUACGUGCUGCAAACACAUCUUUAUAUACAUAUAUAUAUAUAAAUAUAUAUAUAUGCGUAUAUAUAUAUCGCAUUGAAAGUCGAAUACUUAGGGUACAUAUUGUGUAAUAUGUAAUAUUAACUAUAUACGUAUUAUGCAUAUACAACAUUUACAUACAUACAUAUUUUGUUCCGUAUCGAAUGAACCGAAAAACGUUUUAUGAAAAAACAGCUUUAUAUAUUGAUUAAAAUUGUAAAUUGUUUAAAUGAUUGAUUAAUUAAUUAAUUAUGAUAAUGUUAAUAUUGCCGUUAGAGCAUUUUGGUGUCCACUUGAGUUGUCGUUUCUGUUUCUAUAUAUUCUGUGGUUUCGUUCGAUCUGUUUUGUUUACACACACGCCCACACACACACACACACACACACACUCAUACAUGCGUAAUUACACACACGUAUGCAAUUGAGAGUAUGUAUUUGAUUUAAAAAAGUUUUUGUUAAAAUGCUUCCCGUGUGGCAAUUCCGUACAAAUUGUAUGUUGGUAUAUGCUUAAAAUUAUUGCGAGAAAAAAAUCGAAAUAAUUUCAAUUUUUUUUUAUGUUUGCCUGCUUAUUUGGUGGGCCAGAGCCGUAUAUAGAGAUUUAAGUAUUUCGUGGUACUCAAUUCGGGGGGGCAGCUCACACACUCACACAUACAAAACAAACAAACACACACACACACACAUACACACACAAAAGCAUUAAGCGAACAUAUAUUUUAAUUAUAGACUGAUUUAUUAGUAAUUGAAAUUAAUCUACAAAUUUAAGCAUAAAUCUGAAUAAACGCAGGAAUAAUAAUUAAACCAAGAGUUAAAUAAAAAAUGCAUGUGCAUGUGAUUUUA
Drosophila montana is the source of this 5814-nucleotide messenger RNA. It is a transcript of the gene ago, whose product is annotated as archipelago. The coding region runs from base 478 to 4452 and encodes 1324 amino acids. Gene Ontology annotation, molecular function: protein binding. Lineage: Eukaryota; Metazoa; Arthropoda; Insecta; Diptera; Drosophilidae. The record is from RefSeq and is a predicted model, not a curated record. The transcript has 8 exons.